UCGACAAUUACCAAAUCCCAAAAGAACAGAAGUAGCCCUAGACAGUCUCCCUACCCAAUCCAUCACCCAUCUAGCAACCCGAUCGCUUCUCCUUGCGUGAUUUUUCAGUCUAUAACUGAAUGCAGGAGGGGAGAGUCGUCAAUUUCAACCCGAUCUACAACAAAUUUAAGCUUUGUCAGGGUACUUUUUAUCCCAAACCCCUUGGUGAUUCACUGACUUGGGUUAUAGAAAAGCAUCCUAUUGAAGAUGGAGAAUGCAGCAAAAAGAGUUCAUGCUAUGAGAUGCUGGUCGAUCUACCGUAUCACGUCCUGGUCCUGAUAGGAAAGAAACUGACCAUUGCUGAUCAUCUUUCUUUUCGUGCUGUUUGUAAGGACUGGCGUUUGGUGUCAAAAAUUUGCCGCCCACUGCAAUUUACAACCGAAUCACUUUGGCUCAUGUUCUUAAGAAACCCAAGAAGAAAAUCUGCUCAAUGGAAGAUUUAUACCACAGCGCAAACCUGAAGAUUUUAAAGAUUGGCUUGUGGCAAAAGCGUUGCUUGAGAAGUCAUUGCAGGUUGUCUUUUCAACGGAAAAGGGUGAGAAAAUCAUUACCAUACCCCCUGGCAAAGGAAGAAAGCAGAAUGCAGAGAGAACUGAGAAGGAGGUAUUUUCUGGGUGGAUACCCUGCCAAUAGGUGCAUGCUGUGCAUCAGUAGAUGGUCAUAAACUUGUUGGUUGGCAUUUUUGGGACAAGAGCAGUUGCCCUCACACCUGUGGUAAUCCUCGUGGAAAUUCAUUUUGGAUUGAACCCAAAUGGAGUCGACCUUCAGCAGAUCUUAAAUGGUCUACCACUGGAUUUUAAUCUUUUGUUGUUUGAGACUGAGGUAUUGUUUAGCUUCUUAUGCCAACCUGAAGCUUCUUUAAAAAAAGAAAAAGGAAAGAAAACUGUUGACUGUAGUGUAGUAUUAUAGGUGCAACAGUGUCAAUUAAUUUUACUUAAAUUAUUAAUCUUA
Tripterygium wilfordii is the source of this 990-nucleotide messenger RNA. RefSeq lists its product as uncharacterized. The transcript is spliced from 2 exons. Bases 120 to 500 code for a protein of 126 amino acids. Lineage: Eukaryota; Viridiplantae; Streptophyta; Magnoliopsida; Celastrales; Celastraceae. Gene Ontology annotation, molecular function: protein binding. The record is from RefSeq and is a predicted model, not a curated record.